Microstroma glucosiphilum is the source of this 2246-nucleotide messenger RNA. RefSeq lists its product as hypothetical. NCBI's taxonomy places the organism in Eukaryota, Fungi, Basidiomycota, Exobasidiomycetes, Microstromatales, Microstromataceae. The transcript has a single exon. The record is from RefSeq and is a predicted model, not a curated record. Bases 162 to 1922 code for a protein of 586 amino acids.
GCUCCUCACCAUCCCGUCAUCGUCGUUGCGGAGGCAAACAGGCAGGGCGAGAUGCGACAGCAUAUAAGGAGUGCCAUGCCUCUUCCCUCGUCGUCGUCCUUCAUCCGUCUCUGCCACCACUCCAUCCAUUCAGCACCUUCCCUCACCCUCCACCCUCAACCAUGCUCGGUAUAAAAGCUCUUCUCAACGACCUGCUGCACUACGCAAUCGUCACCUUGGCCUUCACUUCCUUGGCCCACGUCUGCGGCAUUCUGUCCCUCCUCCUCGCCUUGAUCGUCCUACCCCUCAUCAUUAUCAUCGACCUCACCAGCUUCCUCUUCGAUCUUGUCGCAGCAGAGGUCAUCAGAGCCUUCAAAGAGGCCAACCGCUACUGGGGUACAGAUCGAUUGAUCAAAGUCGUCGUCGGCGAAGUCGAGGAGUGCAUACAGACUAUCCGCGAAGCUAGGGAGCAAGAGCGUGUUCGCCUCGUCACUGGCAAAAGGCUCACUUCCGCUGCUGUGUGCGCUGCAGAGGAGAAGAGGAAGACGAAGAAGAGGGGAUACCUGUCCACCUUGGCCAUGUCGCGACACUCUCCCUUCCGCGAGUCCGUGGAAGUGGAAGAGCCCAUCUACCGGGCCCUCUCUCCGCGUCUCGCUGAACUUCCCCAGGAACUCAAGGAACAGAUCUUCUCCUUUCUCCUCCAUUCCACGUCAAGGAAAGGCACCUACGAUAUCACGCCCCUGCUGCUCUCCUCUUCGCUGCGAGACCUCUACCAGCCGCACAUCUACAAUGUCGUUCAUCUCUCCAACUCCUUUUCCUUUCGAAAGCUCCGAGAGACCCUUGUGUUGCACAAUGCACACCUGGGCACGCUAGUCAAGGAGCUCACAUUCGCCUCGAACCAAUUCGACGAUACGGGGUACCUUGCCGAUCCUCUAGCACCCGUCAGCGCUCUCUCCACAGGCAUCGAGCAGCUCCUCCUGAGCAUGCCCAACGUCUCCUCGCUCGCACUAGACCUCUAUUCUCUUGCUGCCCUCUUCGAAGGAGACGCGCUGCGUCGUCUAGAAUCUGGACCUCGCCCCACGAAGCUAAAAAUUGAGCUGACAAUCCCGCAGUACCUCGAUAUACCGCUGUACCUGGAAGUGGAGGAGCUGGAGAUUGUCUGUUUCGGAAUCGACGAGAAUGUCGCACGAGAGCUCAGGGAGACGCUCCCACGCCUCAAGAAGCUGACGAUGAGGCUGGUGCGCAGAGCAGGCAGGGACGGAUCUGUCACGUCGGAGAUGGUGUCCAACGGCGGCGUGUGGGACGACGAUGAAGACCCCUGGCACGAAGAGCAGGGGAUCCGAUUGCCCUACUGGUCCGAUUCCCGGACAGGCGCCAAAGACGCCAAUGAAGUCAUCAAGGCCAUUGAGCUCCUUCGUUCCUGGCCGGGCAAGGAACGCCGCAGCGGCACGCGCUUGGAGUCUCUCACUGUCCUCAGCUGGGGAAGUGCUACCCGUGAAUUGCAAAAGUACUUUGGGUACGAGUCACCCCUCCAAAAGAAGAAGAAGGCCGCAUCCGAAACUGUAGAGCCCUCCGGACUCCGACUGUCCCCAUUGCGGUUGCUAGAGGAGAAUUCAGUGGUGCGCUUUGAGGAGGAACUGGAUACCCUGAUGGAGCUGCAGAGGGUGAAGGCAAAAGAAGAAGACGUGGCUCCUCUACCGAGCAUCGUGAGCACCACUUCAUGCAACGACGCUUGUUCCUCUUCUGGUAGCCCAGCAACCUCAUACUUCACCUCUGGUAGUACGAGUCCCGACGGAGUGGAACAAGCCUGGAAGGAGGCCUCCUCGCCCAAUCGCAGCCUCUGCCCCGCUCCCUUACGACUGGACUUUGACGCUUACAGACACUUUGGCCCACGCAGGGGAAGCGUCCUCGCUUGGACCGGUGCGAAGCCUGAUUUUCACUGAGGUGGUGUGCAAGAACAAUUUACUUUGCUCUCUCUGGCCAUGAGGCGGCCGCAUCUAUUCCUGCUCUUCCUACCAUUACUAUAGCCCACCUUCUGAUAUGUUUCAUGCCUACUGUAUUAUAGUCUUCUUCGCCAUAUCACGGCCUUGCUAUCGCGUUUCGCCUCAGACUCGAAUCUACAUCUUAUGCUCAUUCAUUCUCAUUACGCAUCCCUCCUCCGUCCAACUUAAGCACACUCCUGACUCAUCGUCUGCGACUCGACUGCUCCCCUCUGUCCUCUAUCCAAGCCAUCCAGCUCCUUCAUAUCCUCCUGACUCAACUCCCAC